Molecule: messenger RNA, 1252 nt
Organism: Phacochoerus africanus (Common warthog)
Lineage: Eukaryota; Metazoa; Chordata; Mammalia; Artiodactyla; Suidae
Gene: GGCT
Product: gamma-glutamylcyclotransferase
Exons: 4
Coding region: 217-783 (188 amino acids)
Molecular function (GO): gamma-glutamylcyclotransferase activity
Source: RefSeq, a predicted model, not a curated record
AGGGAUCGGCUCACAGCGUUGCGUAUUGGAAGCCAAUCAGAAGGGUGCUCUCAAGCGACUGGCCCGACCCCCGCUUCCCGCCUUUCCCUUAACCUCUGAGGCUGCGGCGAGCCGGCGCGGUCCUUGGACUGGGGUCAUCGGCUACUGAGCUGUGCUCGUAGUUCUCUCCACACAUUCCCGCUGCCAACCCAGGUCCGUGUAGGCGUCUGGUGGGACAUGGCAAACUCCGGCGGCGAGGACCGCCGAGGCCAGGAAGAGGAGAGUUUUCUCUACUUCGCCUAUGGCAGCAAUCUGCUGAUGGAGCGGAUUCACCUCCGAAACCCCUCCGCCGAGUUCUAUUGUGUGGCCCGUUUGCAGGAUUUUAAGCUUGACUUUGGCAAUUCCCAAGGCAAAACAAGUGAAACUUGGCAUGGAGGUAUAGCCACCAUUUUUGAAAGUCCUGGCGAUGAAGUAUGGGGAGUAGUGUGGAAAAUGAACAAAAGCAAUUUAAGUUCUCUGGAUGAGCAAGAAGGGGUUAAAAGUGGAACAUAUGUCCCAAUAGAAGUGAAUGUUUCUGCUCAAAAAGGAAAAGAAAUAACCUGUCGAAGUUAUCAGAUGACAAAUUAUGAGAGUGCCCCCCCAUCACCCCAGUAUAAAAAGAUCAUUUGCACGGGUGCAAAAGAGAAUGGUUUGCCACUGGAGUAUCAAAAGAAGUUAAAUGCAAUAGAACCAAAUGACUACAAAGGAAAGGUGUCAGAAGAAAUUGAAGAUAUUAUCAAAAGGGGGGAAAAAAAAGCUCAUUAGAAUCUCAUGGAAUAUAUCUGCAGAUAUUUUUUCUAUAUGCUAAUGUAUUUUUAACAUUGAGAACAGGGAUCUGGGAUAGCUCUCUGUUUAAAUAUAUUUUCAAAAGUGUUCUGAAGGGAUCUCUCACUUGGGUGAUUCUUUGUUUUCGAACUGAAAAGACCAGGUUAGGAGUUAGGUAAUUAAAAGGGGGCCGGGCAGCACUGGAAUACAUGACAAGUAGAUGUGAAUACUCCUUCUGUGAAUCCUGAAAAUGAUUUUAUUGAGUUGAUCUGAAGUGUAUUUUUGCUGUAUGACAAAGGAUGGAUUUGCAACUUCAUGAUGGUGCUAGUAAAUUGCUCUGGGACUUUAAAAUCAGCUUAAUAAGAGCAAGCAACCUGUAGAGACAGUUGAUCAUUUUCUUUUUAAUUUAAAAGGUGGCAUACUGUUCUUAGAGAAAUAAAUGUUUUUGUGCUUUAACUUGUAUACCCUA